Molecule: messenger RNA, 1002 nt
Organism: Phodopus roborovskii (desert hamster)
Lineage: Eukaryota; Metazoa; Chordata; Mammalia; Rodentia; Cricetidae
Product: inactive serine protease 45
Exons: 6
Coding region: 46-1002 (318 amino acids)
Biological process (GO): proteolysis
Molecular function (GO): serine-type endopeptidase activity
Source: RefSeq, a predicted model, not a curated record
UGGCAGCACGCUGGCACUGUCUCCACCGCCCAUGGCUCCAUCUUCAUGGCUCCAUCGUUGUGUGGCCUGGGCGCUUGGCCUGGAUCCUUGCGGCGCUGGCUCCUAACCUGUUUUGUGACACCGUUGUUGCUGCUUCUGCCUUCAAACUUAGGUGAUGAAGGGAACCACAACCAAACAGUUUGUGGCAAGCCCUGGUGGCCAAACAACUUGAAGGAGAUCCGCCAUUGGCCCUGGGAAGUGAGCCUUCGCAUGGAAAAUAAGCACGUGUGUGGAGGGGCCCUCAUUAAUCUCUUCUGGGUGAUCUCUGCAGCGCACUGCUUCCAGAGCAACAAAGAAUACUCAGUGAUGCUGGGUAGCAGUAAGCUGCAGCCCAACAGCUCUUCCAGGGCCCUGAAGAUCCCCGUGGGUGACAUCAUUGUGCAUCCCAAGUACUGGGGCCGGUGGAACUUCAUCAGAAGCGAUAUUGCCCUUGUCCGUCUUAAAACUCCUGUCACCUUCAACAAGUAUGUGCAGCCCAUCUGUCUCCCAAAGCACAACUUCAGCUUGGAGGUCGGGACGCAGUGCUGGGUGACUGGCUGGGGCAAGACUAAGCAGCACUCCUCGGGCAACCUGACACUAACCCCAGAGCUUCAGGAGGCCGAGGUAUUCAUUAUAGACAACAAGAGGUGUGACCAUAUUUUUCACCAUAAGUCCUUCUAUCCCCGAGUUAUCCACCUUAUCCGGAAGAACAUGAUCUGUGCCGCCAGUUAUGGAGAGAACGUGUGCUAUGGGGAUCCAGGGGGGCCAUUGGCUUGUGAAAUCGAUGGAAGAUGGAUUCUGGCUGGGGUGUUAUCGGGGGAGAAGUCCUGCAACAAACCUCAGAAUCCAGGCGUGUACACUCGCCUCACCAAAUAUACCAGAUGGAUCCAGGAGCAAACGAGCCAUGGGGCAGUGCUAGGGCCCUGCAGGGUCCCCUGCCUCCUGUGCCUGUCCUGGCUGCUGCAGCUCCCAGGGGGCCCAUGA